UUGGUUACAGUGUUCCUUAUUCUUAUUUCAGAUAAGAUUUAUAAACAAAACCCAUUUAUAUUAUUAUUACAUCUUUCAUUUGUAAUUUUGUGUUUAUAUGUUUAGCAAAUUAAAUAUUUAUAGCAAGCAGCUGAGUACGUUUCUUGGUUAAUUCACAAGUUGCCCAUUUAUUAUUAUUUUCUUUGUAGCUUUUUUGUAAUGCUAUUGUAGUAUGCAAGUCGAUUUCAGAGCUCUGCAGGAGAAUGCGUCAUCGAUUUUUGAAAGCGGUAUGUGAAAGACAUUUUAAAGAUGGUGAAGUGCUUUACAGAACUUUUUUCUACAAAAGUACUGGGGAAACAUUAUCUGCUCCUCUGAAGAAGCCCAGGCUGAAAGAAAAUGCUGUGCCAAGUAUUUUUCCUCGCUGCCCAACAUAUUUGUUAUCAACAUCCUCAAUUCGAGAGAGUCCUUCAAAAAAGAGGCAACGAUUAGAACAAGUCCAAAUUGAACGUUUCAUAAUUAAAAGCUUAAAUUCCAAACAGAACUAUGACAGCAAGACUGCAUUUACUAAUUUUAAUGAAUUAGAAAAAUGUAUUUAAGACCAUACCUUUUCUUCCUUUUGGACUAUUAUUGAAAAGAAUGAAAAUAUGUUACUCAUCCACCUAUCUGUUAAUGAUGGCAUUCCUACCAUAACAUAUGCUGUAAGUAUUUACAAUUAUCUAUUUUUAAAUACAUCAUUUAUGGGAGAAAGGAUUUUGAAACACGAGCAAUUCCCAUUACCAAUUAAAGUUAAUAAUAUAAAUCAAAUAUUUGAUAUUCACUGAAUGUCAAAAUUAAUAUUAUUG
Molecule: messenger RNA, 821 nt
Organism: Argiope bruennichi
Lineage: Eukaryota; Metazoa; Arthropoda; Arachnida; Araneae; Araneidae
Exons: 2
Coding region: 243-575 (110 amino acids)
Source: RefSeq, a predicted model, not a curated record